UUGUCAACGUGUACAACUGUUUUGCUUUCGUCCCUUUUGACAGACAUUUCGUUCAGUCGUUCGUUUACAUUGAAACAUUCUCUCGCCCCCCCCCUCCCACUCACUUCGCGUGUGGCGAUUUCGACAUGGACAUAUCCGGCUCCAGUGAUUAAGAGCGUAAACGUUUCCAAUUCAAGUGUCGUUGUUUGUGCGCGUUGUGUGUCGACAUCGUCGAACGCGUCAUUUCUUCGUUUUUGUUGUUCGAAUAAAAAGAAAUCGACACUUCCGUCCGGUCUUCAUGAAAACAUCGGUGACUCGUUGCCAAGAUAGUUUGACUUCGGGUGAUUGGCACACGCGUUUCGGCCACUUGACUGGCGCGCUCGCUACGUUGGCGUAUCCCCGGAGACGGGAAUUUGCGCAGCGCUCCCGCGGACACGAUCCAAUUCAAACAGUUUUGUCUUUGGCGCGAAUGGAGGUCGAACAACGGUUCCCAAGGAUGCAGCUAGUGAGAAAAGCCGCUGAACAGUACCAGCGUCUUAUUAUGGAUUGUACUCGACCUACUCUAGCCAUCCACCAGCAGCAGUCGGUCCGCGAUGCGAACGGAUCGGCGACGAGUAUCCAGCAGCACAAACGAGUCGGAGGAGGAACAGCCACCAAACACGGGAUAGCCAACCUGAGGAAAUGGCGGCCAAGUAGAAACGGAUUCAAAGCAUCUGGCGUCCCGGCAUCUACGACAACACACAUAUCAGCCAAAGCGGACAGCAGCGCCAAGGACAGUCCAACAACCGGACGUCACACCUGUUACCACGGCGACAUGACCAUGUUGCAGCUUCUCGCCUUUAAUGCGCUCGAUCUGUCAGCGCCGGCCACUGACGUCCUGUUGAAAAAUCGGCGCUCGUCUUGGGUUCAGUUGUCGGGUCAUCCGGGCUCGUUUGCUCCGGCCGGUCUCGGAACCUUAUGGAAGAAACAAGGCUCCGACAACAACGAGCAAGUUGUUUACGAGGCUCUCAUGAAGGACUCUGCUAGCGACAUCGUUCCCAAGUAUUAUCGCGACGUCAGCUACCAAGGCGAAAGUUUCAUCGAAAUGCAAGACUUGCUGCACGGUUUCACCGAUCCCAACGUCAUCGACAUCAAAAUGGGAACGCGAACGUUUCUCGAAUCUGAAGUUACCAAUACAGCGGCCCGAUCGGAUCUCUAUCAAAAGAUGGUGAAAGUCGACCCAACUGCGCCAACCAGAGAGGAAAAUGAGUUGCAGGCCGUCACCAAAUUGCGUUACAUGACGUUUCGCGAGCAACAGAGCUCGUCUUGCAGCCUCGGAUUUCGUAUCGAAGCCAUUAAAUUCCAAGGCAAACCGCCCGUCAGCGAAUUGAAAACGGUGCAGACCCGCGAAGCCGUCCAAUCGAUGCUAAAAGUGUUCCUCGGCCGGGGCCCUCAUGUCAGGAAUCAAAUCCUGAGUAGGCUGAAACACAUCAGGCAGAAAUUUCAGGAAUCGCCUUAUUUUCAAACGCACGAGGUUGUCGGCAGCAGUAUUCUGAUCAUUUACGACAGCCAACACGUCGGCGCUUGGGUGAUCGAUUUCGCCAAAACCCUCUCGCUGCCUGAUGGUGUGAGCGUCUCUCACCGACAGCCCUGGCAACAAGGCAAUCAUGAAGAGGGAUGGCUUACGGGUAUCGAUAACCUCAUUCAGGAUAUCGAGGCCCUUCAUUGCGAUGCAUCUAAUGCGAAAGAAAUGCACCUGAAACGAUAAAAUUGA
Molecule: messenger RNA, 1732 nt
Organism: Daphnia carinata
Lineage: Eukaryota; Metazoa; Arthropoda; Branchiopoda; Diplostraca; Daphniidae
Gene: IP3K1
Product: inositol-trisphosphate 3-kinase homolog
Exons: 8
Coding region: 278-1726 (482 amino acids)
Biological process (GO): inositol phosphate biosynthetic process
Cellular component (GO): nucleus; cytoplasm
Molecular function (GO): inositol tetrakisphosphate kinase activity; inositol-1,4,5-trisphosphate 3-kinase activity
Source: RefSeq, a predicted model, not a curated record